UGUUUUAAUUUAGUAUUUUAUUAACUACUUAACGUAUUGUGUUCUGCAAGCAGUUGCAGUGUAAUCACAGCUCUGCAGCCAGAUAAUACAUAUUUGUUUUGAAUCGAAAAUUAUUAAGUAUGACGAUUUUACAUCAUAAUUAAACGUAUUAUGUCAGAUCUGUGUAUUUGCACCACUGCUAAGGACACGUCCUUAUAGUACUAGCCCCUCCAUGAAGUACCUGUUUAAUAUAAGAAUCUAUUAAAACGAUUGAUUGCUGUAAGACAGCAACUGCAUACUUGUCUAAUCAAGUGUAUGAAAUAUUGGAAGACAGGUUUAUCGAUUCCAGAAUUUCCAGUUUGAAACUGCGUUCAUAGUUAAUGCAAGUAAACAACACGUCUUGGGCGACUCGGUGUCUGUCACCGCCGGCUUUGCUAAGAGUACGACCUAUUUUGCAGUGAAAGAGUCGGUAGAGCGGCACGAAGAGUACCGGCUUGAUCUAGAAUGAUGAGCAUUGCUGUACGCUGAUUGGCUGGCUGAGUUAUGGGGAGGCGGAGAGAUCCAGACCUGUACCGCGCACCCUUUCCUCUCUACACAGUCCGUGUGCAUCACGACACUGGAUUAGUUAUCACUGCUGGAGGGGGUGGAGCCUCCAAGACUGGGAUAAAAAAUGGGGUGCACUUCCUGCGUUUGGAACGCAUAGGGGGGCAGGUGUGUGCAUCGCUUGCUCACUCCCUCGACACAGAGACCCGGGCCACCAUGAGUCUGGCAUUAGGGGGGGAUGUAAUUGCAGCUGGACAGGAUGCCAGCUGUCAGAUUCUGCGUUUCAAAGAAGAGACUGGGAAACCAGAUAUCAAACAGGAGCAUAAAACUCAGGGGAAAGGAGGUGCGAGUGAGCAAGGCCCUCGGAAGAGAAGGGUGGGGGGCAGUCAGCCUGCAGCGGGUGAGGGUGACGGAGUGAACGAGACUCAGAACAGUACGACUCAGAUCUCUGUAGAGAAGCUGGGGGAGGUGCAGUCAGACUUCAGCGACGAUGGGCUGCAGAAAAGCGUGCGCUUCAGUGGAGACCUGAGCUUCCUGGUGACAGGGGGUGCUGACGGGUACAUCCGAGUCUGGGAGUACCCAGCCAUGAAGAAGAAGCUAGAUUUUAAAGCUCAUGAUGGUGAAAUUGAAGACUUAGACAUCAGCCCUUAUAACAAGCAGGUGGUGUCAGUGGGCCGAGACUUUGCUUGUUGCGUGUGGAAGAACGACCAGCUGGCACUGGGACUACACUGGAAUGAAAACAUGCCCAGCAUCCCUGAUAAGAUGUAUCGAUACCAGGCCUGCAGGUUUGGGAAGGUGGAAGAUAACCGGGAGGCUCUGCGUCUCUACACGGUACAGAUCCCACACAAGCGGGACCGCAAACCCCCUCCCUGCUACAUCACCAAGUGGGAUGGUCGGAGCUUCCUGCCCCUCCUCACACAACCUUGUGGGAGUGAGGUCAUAUCGUGUUUGGCAGUCAGUGACUCUGGGACGUUCUUAGGCCUGGGGACAGUGACAGGAUCAGUGGCUAUCUACAUCUCCUUCUCUCUACAGAAACUCUACUAUGUUGAAGAGGCCCACGGCAUUGUGGUCACAGACCUGGCCUUUGUGCCAGAGACGCAGCAUGGCAGAGAGAUUGUUGGGGACAAAGAGGCAGCCAUGUUAAGUGUGGCUGUAGACAGCCGGUGUAAACUGCAUGUUCUACCAAACCGAAGAUCAUUUCCCAUGUGGUUUGUUCUUCUCCUCUGUGCUCUAAUGAUUGUGGCUGUGGUCCUCUUACUACAGUAUGCCUUCCCUGGAUUCAUUUAGGACAAACGGAUGACUCGGUGUGCUUUACCCCAGUUCAUCAGGGCAGUGCGUUCUAUAACACCUUGCUUUUAUCUGUUCCAAGAUGUGUCCCAAGCCCACACUUGCCAUGUGAUGCAGUUGGUGUGAAACAACUCACCUCACACUGCCACUGAUUCAACACAUGUUCUUGUAGAAAAUAGGAUGACAUUCUCUGAUGGGCAAAAGGCUUCCUGCGAAUGAAGAAAUCAUCAAGACCAUGAAGACCAUUGUUCAGUCAACAAUGCAGUGCACUAUUAAUGAUUUUUUUUAUUUCGAUUUUUAGAACCCACAUAACAAGUAAUGCUAUUUCUCUUAAUACUGGACAGCUUCCAUGUUCAGUAUCCACCUCCAGCAACCCCAUCGAUUAUGGUGUGUUGUUUCAAAAUAGACAGGGUCGACUAGUCCCGUUCCCUUCUGAUAAAACCCUUUAAUUAAAAGACAUCCAUGUCCUACACAAACAUUGUAAUUGUAAAGUUAUAAUUUAUUUUUAGUAACUGUUGUGUGUCUUGAAGACAUCUUGUUAAUGGAAUUCUUUUUUUUAAUUGUCUAUGAUAAACUUGGUGGCUUGUGAUAUCCAGUCAUAGAAACACAUGUCUUGGGGAACUAUUACACUGAGGAGGGAGGAAUCCAGUUCUUAUUGGUGGGAGAUGUGUGUUCUCGUCUUCUUGGCCACUGCUCUGCCUUGCUGCAUAGAGGUGUUGGUAGAAGAUAGUGAGUUCAUGGUUUUGAUUCUGUUCGCCAUGUUUUCAGGAAUCCUUGCAGACAUUAGUGCUGAGUCCAUGUGCAGUGUUCUUCAGUUCUGUAUUUGUAAUAUUUACCUCCCUUUACUGCACCUGUACAAAGCAAUUAUGUAUUUGUAAGGAUCCUGCAAACAUGAAAGACAGAUGAUUCAAUCACACCCUUCAACUUGCCUACUGACAGCCAUCUAUGCUGCAAGUUCAUGGGAGGACCUGCAAACUAACUUUGGGGUCUCAUUUCCCUCAGAGUUAGUUUGUGACACAGGAUCCAGUAAAUAUUUUUGCGAAAAGUUAAUGUAUUUUGGUUCAUAAUUGAUUUUAACGUUGACAAAACCUUCUCAUUAAAAUCUUAUAUAAUAGAAAUAGUUUUAUUAUUUUGUUUCUUUUUUUAGUAACACAGGAUUUAGGAACUAGGAUCUAGGAACAGUUGACAGGUGGCAAUGACUUUAGAAACUGCAGCUGCUCAGUGGUAUUCAUUCCCAGCUGUAGUGGGAAACUAAACGGUAUGAGAAUGUGAGGACUAGAAGAUUCUCACACCAAAUCCAGUUCCUACUUUCAAAAGGUCAGGGGGAGGCAAUGGGAACUUUUCUGUAUGGGAGGCAGGAGCCAGAGGACAAUGACGGAGGGAGGAGGGGGGUUCCAAAUUAUAUAUAGGCGCGGUUUGGGUUUGACCCCAAUUUUUUCCCUCUCCCUGCACCAAGAUGGUUUGAGAACGUGGUAGAACAUGCUAGGGUGACUAAGUAUACCUGCAUUUUGUAAAUGUCAAAAUUUUUCACGUUUUCAUCUUCUAUUGGUUUCAGUGGUAUUUCCACUUUUUUUGAUAGAUGUCUAAUACAAAAAAGAACGUGGCCAUCUGUCAGACCCUAUUCUUUUGUCAUCAGAGAAAAUAAUUUUUUCACUAGGCAGCCAUCUUGUUUGUUUGUUUUUUUUUCCCUCCAAAUAUUGUAAGCCAUUAGCUGGGCUGCAAUAGAUAAAUAGACAGACAGACCCACUGCUUGUAAGGGGUAGGAGGGAAUGCAGAGUUAUGGUUAAAAACCAUAACAUCACAUUUUCCUACUUUUGUCGUUUUAAUAUCAACCCUUUUUUGCAGUGUGUGUGUGUGAUAUAUAAAUUAGCGCUGCAUGAACGCUAUUGAUUGUUGCUUCGAUUAUUCUGAUAAAUACCAACACGUCACUCAAUAGCUAGUAAGUUGAACCAUUAACAGGUUUGUAUGUACCCAGUACAAUACAUGUCUCGAGAUGACUAUA
Messenger RNA from Polyodon spathula (Mississippi paddlefish), 3811 nucleotides. RefSeq names its product prolactin regulatory element binding (gene preb). The record is from RefSeq and is a predicted model, not a curated record. Gene Ontology annotation, molecular function: guanyl-nucleotide exchange factor activity; protein binding; GTPase activator activity. Lineage: Eukaryota; Metazoa; Chordata; Actinopteri; Acipenseriformes; Polyodontidae. Gene Ontology annotation, cellular component: endoplasmic reticulum membrane. The coding region runs from base 523 to 1809 and encodes 428 amino acids. Gene Ontology annotation, biological process: protein secretion. The transcript has 10 exons.